CUGUUGUGGAGUUGGAGCUGCACAGAGCAUUCCUGUGGUCCAGAAUGUGAAUUUAAUACUACUGUGUGCAUGGAUGACUUUAUUUCUUCUCCCCAGAGGUGUUUCUGCGUGACGGAGCCUCAUGCCACGGGCCUCGGAGAUGACAGGUAUCGGCUGUUGCACCUGAUGUCAUGAGUGUGUGGAUAUUCCCUUGACAACCGCGGAUCGGAUACCAAUAUUCAGGAGUCAUCAUGCCCAUAACACUUCUGUGGGCUGUGGAUGUGUACGGCAGAGUUUACAGCCUUUCCACAGCCGGCCAGAGCUGGGAACGCGAUGACGACACACUGCUAGAGCUGAAGCGCGUCACUGCAGGGAAGGGGCGCUGCUGGGGCAUUGGCUGUGACCACCAUGUUUACCUCAAUAUGAUGCCCAGUGAGACACCCAUCCGCUACCGGGAGGAGACCUAUGAAAACCAGAGGUGGAACCCAGUGGAUGGCUUUACUGACACGCUGCUGCCCACGGACCGCUGGCCGUGGAGCGACGUGACUGGAAUGAAUCCUCAACCGCUCCACAGCUUCCAGCUGCCCUCUCGCAGCUGGGAGUGGGAGGGAGACUGGUAUGUGGAUCAGAGCUGUGGAGGAGAACCCAGCCAGACUGGGGGCUGGGAGUAUGCUGUUGAUUUCCCAGCCAACUUCUUCCCAGACAAAAAGUGGAAUUCCUGUGUCCGUCGUAGACGAUGGAUCCGCUACAGAAGAUACAUCGCACAAGGCACUUGGGCGAAGAUCCCCUUGGACAAUCCCAGGAAACCUCCACUGCCACUCUGUGACAUCAGCUGUGGUGGCUGGGAGAUGAGUGACCAGUCUGGAAAAUAUCCCUAUCUCUGGGGUGUGUCUCAACAGGGACAGGUGUGGUUCAGAGAGGGUAUCCACCCCCGUGUCCCAGAAGGCACCAGUUGGGAAGAAGUUGAAGUGCCCAAGGAGGUGGCUCAGAUAUCAGCUGGCCCUGGAGACCUGCUGUGGGCUUUACUUUGGGAUGGGAACCUAUUGGUGCGAACUGGUCUGAGCCUGGACAGUCCUACUGGCACAUCGUGGAUCGAGGUGGAAUCACCAGGAAAGGAAAUUGAACCACUUCACGUGGCUGUAGGAGCCAGUGUGGUCUGGGUGGUCACUAAGGACUACAAGGUGUGGUUCAGGCGUGGCGUGAACUCCCACAACCCCUGUGGCUCUGGCUGGAUCAGCAUCGGAGGGGAGAUGAUGAUGGUGGAUGUAGGACUCAAUGACCAGGUGUGGGCGGUUGGUGAGGACCGCGGCCUGUAUUUUAGAAUAGGUGUCACCCCAUCCGAACCAAGUGGAAGUGGUUGGAUCCCUGUGUCUGCCCAAUGGGGCAAUAGUAAAGAGGUUAUUCCACCCAGGGAUGACUGUGAGUUCAAUGGGCAGUUGACUGAGGCAUCACAGGGCUCCGUUCUGAGCUGCACUGAUUCAGACUCAGAGUUGUGUCCUACUGACCCACAAAAUAGCACUUCUAACACCCCCCUCUUGGAGGCAGAAGCUCCCUCUGUUGUCCCCUUAGGGGGAUCUGACUCACCUACAGCUCCCCAGGAAAAAGAAGAUGCUCCUUUACACCCCAAAACAAAUGCCCCCAAACCCUUUAUUCCAGCCAGUGACAGCUUCAUCAACAGCCUGGUCGCCGACCGUGACAAAAGUUCCACGAUGCAACCGGCCAUCACAGAGGUACCGCAGGAAGAGCGCGAGGAGCCACCUGUAGCCGCAGUAUUCCAAACCUUUGAUGCUGGAGGACGCGAUGUCCCCUGGAUGAACGUGGACCUGGAGGGGGCAGAAGCAGCUCGGAGUGCACAAGCAUCAGGGCCGUCACUGGGCGAUGGCAGUGCAGCUGCCACUUAUGCGCUGGGGACUCUGGAGAGCUCUCAGGGAGUCGGGGAAGAGGAGGGACCAGUGUGGACUUGGAUUUCUGGUGGAGCUUGUAAUGUGGAUGCAAGUUCACACAUCAGCUGGCUUAGUCCUACAGGUCCUCUCACCACCUCUCUGUCACUGACUCCAGUCCAGUCAGCCGCCUGGAGCAAGCAGCCACAGCAGCAGGAACACAGAGAGGAGAUCAGCAAAAAACCGCUGGAGAGAAGCAGCUCGGUGUGGGUGCGUAAGGGUACGUUGCGCUGGUGGAGAGAUUGGAAACCUCAGCGCUGGAUCGAUGUGGGCGUUGCUCUAGAGCAGUCCACCAAGUCAGAUGGCAGAAAGGACAGCAUUUUCUUUGUUUAUUACACACAGUAUGAUGAGAAAAAGUACCUUCAUGUGUUUAUAAAUGAAGUGACAGCGCUGGUUCCAGUGCUCAGGGACUGCCACUAUGCCUUUGCUGUGUACACGGCCGAAAGGACCAAACAGAGGUGGCCUCUGGUCCUGGCAGCUCAAAGUGAAAAGGAUAUGAAUGACUGGUUGUGCCUGUUGUCUGACUGUUGCUGUGAAUGUCGAGGGAUCACAGGUCCUCCGUCCAGACAGGCCCUGUGGUCCACCACGUCAAAGGGAGAUAUCAUGGUCCAUGAGCCGUCCUUCUCCCUGGAGGCCCCUGCACACGCUAUGGCCUGUGACCUCAUGUUUUGGCGCCAGAUCCCCGGCCACCUACGCCGUGUAGAGUCUAACAGUCUGGGGCUGGUGUGGGGCAUCGGGUGGGACGGCACCGCCUGGGUCUACAGUGGGCGAUAUGGGAAACAGCCCAACCCGGCAGGAGAUGCCGUUCAGAUGCACCAGCAGACUGAUGUCAGGAGCGUGCACGUGUAUGAGAAUCAAAGAUGGAACCCCAUGACUGGAUAUACUGACAAAGGGCUUCCUACAGACCGCCCUAUGUGGAGCGAUGAGAGCGGCCUAACGGAGUGCACCAAAGGCAGCACAUCUCCGCCCUCCCCUCAGUGGUCUUGGGUGUCAGAGUGGGCCGUGGACUACAGCGUCCCCGGAGGAACAGACAAAGAAGGUUGGCAGUACGCUGCAGACUUUCCCACGACAUUUCAUGGCCACAAAACCAUGAAAGACUUCGUUAGACGCAGAAGAUGGACUAGGAAGUGUAAGAUCACAUUGCAAGCUCCAUGGCAGCAGGUUCCACCCAUCCACCUGAGCGACAUCUCUCUGAUGCCAUGCUUGGUCCAGAGCAAAAUGGAGCAAGUCCCUCUCUGGGCCCUCAGUGACAAGGGAGAUGUCUUGUGUCGGUUGGGAGUCAGCCCCCAAAACCCUGCGGGCAGCUCAUGGCUCCAUGUGGGCACUGACCAGCCAUUUAAGUCUAUCUCUAUUGGUGGAGCCAAUCAAGUGUGGGCCAUUGCCAAGGAUGGAGCUGUCUUCUAUAGAGGAUCGGUGUCCCCACAAAACCCUGCAGGAGAGUGCUGGUACCACAUCCCUUCUCCCUUGAGACAGACUCUCAGACAGCUAUCUGUUGGGCGGACCUCUGUCUUUGCUGUGGAUGAAAACAGUAACCUGUGGUACAGACAGGGCCUCACCCCCAGCUACCCUCAGGGCUCCGCCUGGGAGCUCAUCUCCAGCAAUGUCGUCAAGGUUUCUGUGGGACCACUGGACCAGGUGUGGAUUAUAGCCGAUGGAGUUCCAGGUUUCCCUACUGAGACUCCCGGAGCCAUCUGUCACAGGACGGGUGUGGGACCCAUGCAGCCCAAGGGCCAGUCCUGGGACUAUGGGAUAGGGGGUGGAUGGGAACACAUCAGCGUGAGGGGGAACUCAGCAGAGGCUCCUCGAGGCCCACACCCUCCCCUCGCCGGCCCCUCGCGUAGCCCGGUGCUCCCACAGCGUCCAACUCAAGUGAAUGGAAACGCCAUGUGCGUGUAGCUCUCUCCCAUUUCCUCCUCGUCCUUUUCCUCAGCCCUGUUUGUGCCUGAAUCUACAUAGAGUAUCUCUCCUCAGACCACUUAAGCAAACCCUUAUCCCUUCACGUAAAGGGAAAUGCACAAUCACACCCCUGGGUUUGGACUGUAUAUCAUGGUUGGAUUUGAAACUUGAUCGAUGGAUGAAUGUUACUCGCUGGCUUGUUUCCCAGUCAGAAAUCAUGUCAGUAUUCACUGAUGAAAGCGAGUGCAUGUUCUUGCUCUUACUAGGCUUUGGCUACUGGAUGGCACAGGAUCUAGCAAUAGCUUUUAUUCUUAUCUACAGCAACCUGAUAAAACCUAAGAUGGUGGGAUAUUGAUGAAGGGCUAAGGCUUGGCUACCAAAUAAACUUCAAGCAAUCCCAGAGUAGCUGAAGCGGUUUGUAGAAUCUUCUUCUGUUUGUUUUUUGUGGUUUUGAGUUGCCUGUCUUGUACAUUUGCACGUGAUAUCAUUUAAUUAUUAUGCAUUUGUUGAAUUGUGUUUCUCUGUUGAAUUUUGGACCGUUACAUGUUUGCAGUGGAGUGUAUUUUUGGCUGCUAAUAUUUUCACAAUGACUGGCAAAAAAUUUGAUACAUUCAUUCUGUGUGGAAAAUGUAUUGCUUUUUACCGCCAGGCGAUACCUUUCUAUCCUUCUGCAAUAAAAAAAAAAAAAAGAAGCUCUUCCUGUUAAUGUAUACACAUCUAGAUAACUGCUAUGACCGUUACACUGCAGCAGGUCUGAAUGUCACCAUGGCUGGACAUUCAUUCUACAAGGGCAUUGAAAUG
Archocentrus centrarchus (flier cichlid) is the source of this 4616-nucleotide messenger RNA. RefSeq names its product tectonin beta-propeller repeat containing 1b (gene tecpr1b). Lineage: Eukaryota; Metazoa; Chordata; Actinopteri; Cichliformes; Cichlidae. The transcript is spliced from 26 exons. The record is from RefSeq and is a predicted model, not a curated record. The coding region runs from base 231 to 3815 and encodes 1194 amino acids. Gene Ontology annotation, cellular component: membrane.